Messenger RNA from Ilex paraguariensis (yerba mate), 861 nucleotides. The record is from the annotation of a GenBank genome assembly. Lineage: Eukaryota; Viridiplantae; Streptophyta; Magnoliopsida; Aquifoliales; Aquifoliaceae.
AUGGAGAGGGAGAAGCUAAAUGCAGUGAAAAAAGUUUUGACAACGGACCAGACCGCUCAUUUUCGGCAACUCAUUGUCGAUAAACUGGUGGAACUUGAGCCCCAACUCCUCGCAUGCUACGACGAGUUCUUGGAUAUUAAUGGCCAUACAUUAGCAUGGAUAUGGGCAAUUGAUGAAAACAUGCUACAACUCUGCAGUUCUUUAGGAAUUGGAGGACCUGCUGUACAAGCACUUCAGAAACAUAUACAGUUCAUACAAGCAUUGCCAUGGGAGAACAUUCGAUCUCUAUUUCAAAAAAUUGAUAUUGAUGGAAAUCAAAAUCCAGUAGAAGACAUCGAGAUUCCUUCGGUGUCAAGCCUACAAAAAACUGUGGGAAUCAGAAACUUGGUGGCUUAUGAAGCUUUGUCUAUGCCAGUUGGGUCUACCCUUGAGCUUGCAGAAUAUGUCGAUUUGAUGUGUGGGAUUGUUGAUACAGUGGAGGACGUGAAGAUCCUCCGGGAAGAGAGAAUCAUUGGUGGCGAUCUUUCUGAUGAUCAAAUUGCAGAUAUUUUUCACGGGAUAAAAAAAUCCACUAGCAUGAAUAGGAAAUCUAAACUGACGAGAGCUAUUGAUGAAGUUAAUAGGCAACACGAAAAUAGGACAAGGAUGAAGGCAUGUAGAUUCAUCAUGAAAUAUUUGAAUUCCUCGUGGAAUUUUGUCCAAACUUCAUGGAAGGUUUUAUCACUUUCUUCUAUCAUCGUCGCAAUCUUGCUGCAGACUUUGCAGGCGUUCUGUGAGAUCUAUGGAUGUAGCAACCGUUGGGUUGGGAAAAGCAAAGGAAAAAAUCUUAAUUUUCCUGGUAUGUCGUCUUUUGUUAUGUAA